This is a messenger RNA of Medicago truncatula (barrel medic), 2374 nucleotides long. RefSeq lists its product as uncharacterized. The record is from RefSeq and is a predicted model, not a curated record. NCBI's taxonomy places the organism in Eukaryota, Viridiplantae, Streptophyta, Magnoliopsida, Fabales, Fabaceae. The transcript is spliced from 6 exons. The coding region runs from base 411 to 2264 and encodes 617 amino acids.
GUGGUUUUCAAUUCAAACAACAAAAUAGAACCAGCCAGCCAAAAAAUUCUGGCUUAGCCAUGCCCCACAUAAAUUCUUUGCUAUUAGAAUCUUUUUCAUACCAAUCAUUAUCAUCAUCCAUUCAAUCCAACACCCUACGAAACCAAGAUAUGGUAACACUUUCCAUAGAUAACACAAAACAUAAAAAUUCCUAGCUGAUACAAUACAAAGUUUGUUCUUUUUAUCGGUGAAUUGUAUAAGCAAGAUUGAAUUUUAAGCAUUCAUAUGGACUGGCGUUUGAAAUAAAACCUCUGGGAAUCAAUUCAUUUACAAAGCUGCUUUGGUGUUGAGCUACAUGGAUUUUUUAAGAGUAUGGUGAAGAAGGCGAUUUGUUUUUGAAAAUUUUGAAGAAACCUACACCUAAAAUAUAAAUGGGGUUGCCACAGGUAUCUUCAACCUACCUUGCUGAGGAGGUGGCAACUUCAAUAGGCACAUUUGUGCAAUCUACACCUAGGAAUAGAAUUGCCAGCAUAAGCAACUAUGAGUUGAAAUUGUUGGCCGGAGAAGAAGAACUUGGCAAAUGCAUGCACAUUCAUAUGCCUAGCUCUGAAAAAACAAAUGUUCUAGAGCUUUCAAAAGAAUCACCUAAUUCAAAUAUGUGUAAAGAUGGUAAGUCCAAGAUACAGAAAUUGAAGAUCGACUCCACGGAACAAAUUGGUAGGUUAUCUGUCAAUGCUGAGCAAACUAUGCAGAUACCUACUUCUAGAACUGUAGGUUUUCAAAUAAGAGCCUCAGCUCCUUGCGUUAAUGGUUUUCGUGGAAACAGAUAUUUGCCAACUGGAGUAUCUGAGUCUAACGUCAAAAAGCGAUUAUUAUCACCUUUGAACGUGACAUUGUUAGAAGAUAAUUUUAAAGGCGAUCACCUGGACAUUGGCAAUGAGUUUUAUCAAAGGUCUUCAGAGGCUGGUGAUGAUACUCUACAUGCGGAUAAGAAGGUUCAUAUUAGAAACUACAACAAUAUUCACUCUACACUUUGGUCUUCCUCUUGUUUUCAUCAACUUGUAGAUUCAUCAUGUAAUGACCCAAACCAAAUUUUAACGAGUCACGGCCAUUCAAACUGUGAAAUUGAGGAGCCAGUAUCUUUUAAACAUUACAAAUCAUUUCCUGCAUUUAAUGAUUUGGAGGAUUCAACUAAAAUGAAGUCACAAACAGAAACGAUCUUGAGACUUCAAAAUAAGGCGUCAUCACCUCGCUUCCCUUUAUCUCCUUUGGGUAAAAAAACUUGUACAGAUAAAAAAUUGGGAGAACGCAGAGAUUUUGAUACUAUGUUGAGUGAUGUCAAUCUGUUUACUCCUGAUAAUAUCCUUGAUAUGAAUGAGUAUUGGACUAGUCCUGCUAGCUUUCCUCCUCGGCAUGCAAAGUUAUAUGGAUCGGUGAAUAGGUUGCCAAUUAGAAGGUCCCUGGUCGGUUCAUUUGAGGAGUCACUAUUGUCCGGUCGUUUACCGUCUGAGAAAAAAAUUGAAGGCUUUCUUGCUAUGCUGAAUGUAACUGGAGGCAAUUUCUCACCUCAAUCGCGAAAAGUUCCAUUUGCAGUAACAAGUGUGGAUGGAGACAAAUACCUACUUUAUUAUUCAUCAAUUAAUCUUUCAGGAAAGUUAUUAUCAGGCAAGACUAGAGUAACUAAAUUUCAGAGAAAACUUAGCAUGGAUGAGUUGCGAUAUGUAAAGAGACGUAUGCGUAUACCUAUAAAAGGAUGUAUUCAACUGGUUCUCAACAAUCCAGAGAGUACACCGAUUCACACCUUCUUUUGCAAUUAUGAUUUAAGCGAUAUGCCAGCCGGUACCAAGACGUUUUUGCGGCAAAAGAUCACUUUAACCUCGUCUAGAUCGAUGUCUACAAAUGGAAAAGAAAUCCAAACAGAUUCUGAUACUGAUGCUAAGUUCUCAAGAAGAUGCCUUGUUGAUGAAGACUGUGACACAUUUCUAAAUGGUUCUUCAAAGAUCAACAACAAUUCUCUCAACAAUUGUAUCAUGCUUUAUGCUCUUCACCUUCGCUUUAUGUGCCCCUUGCCUAAGAAACAUUCAAGGUUUGUUCCUACUCGCAAUUCUGACCCUCCACCUUCGGAAGCAAGAAAUCUUAUGCACAAUGAACAUGAAAGAAGUUUCUACUUGUAUGAUGAUAUGAGAGUAGUGUUUCCUCAGCGUCACUCGGAUUCUGAUGAGGGCAAGUUGAAUGUGGAAUAUCAUUUCCCAUCUAAUCCGAAAUACUUUGACAUCAGCAGCUAAAAUGUCAAUGCAUCUCUGUCAAUGGUUUUGUACAUAUAAUUGUAAAUAUUGUAUGCAUACAAUUCAUAUCUUCUUUGAGUUUUGGGGCCAACUGCUCCAAUUUUUUUUUA